AACGACCAGUGCUUGUUCGGUGACUGUUCAAAAUGGGCCUUGAGAAAAAUGAUUUGGAAUUGGCAGUUAUCAAAGCCAGGAAGAAAAUCAAGGUGAAACAAGUUCUGAAAAGAAGGAUACCGAUAAUUGGAUGGCUGCCAACCUAUACUCUAGGACUAUUUUUGCAGGAUCUGCUGGCCGGCUUCACAGUGAGUCUGACGGAAAUACCGCAGGGAAUAGCGUAUGCAGUGAUUGCAGGACUACCAACGCAAUACGGUUUAUACAGUGGGUGUAUGGGGUGUUUCAUAUACAUCGUUAUUGGAAGUUGCAGAAUUAUAAACAUAGGACCCACCGCCAUCAUGGCGCUUAUGUCAAAAAGCACAGUGUCGGCUCUAGGGUCAGAGGGAGCUGUCCUGAUGUGCUUUAUGACGGGAUGCUUUAUUUUCCUAGCAGGACUGAUGAAUUUAGGAUUUGUCGUGGAUUUUUUCUCCUACCCAGUCACAGCCGCCUUCACAACUGCCGCUGCUAUCGAGAUCGCUUCGUCCCAAGUAAAAACUCUUUUGGGAAUCAAGGGAAAUAAUGAUUCCUUCUUAGGAUCUUGGAGGACUGUGAUAAAACACGGGUCGGAGUUCAAGAAGUGGGAUCUGGUUUUGGGGUGCAUCACUAUCGUAUUUUUGUUCAUAGUCAAGGAAAUAGGUAACAGAUACGGUACACUUUCUUACCGAAAGGACUGGUCGAAAAGGAAAAACUACAUUGGGAGGUUCAUAUACAUAUUUUGCCUAUCUAGAAAUGCUAUUGUCGUUGUAACCAGUUCAGUAAUUGCCUAUUUUUACCACAAGAAAGGAUAUUCUUUGUUUUCAUUGACAGGAUCGGUAGAGCAAGGUUUGCCACCAUUUAAACUCCCGCCUUUCAGCAUCACGUACAACGGAACAUAUUACAGCUUCUUCGAUGUUGUGGAAACAUAUGGAGCCUCUCUAGCCUCAACUCCAAUUAUAGCAGUAGUAGAACACAUUGCCAUAGCAAAGGCAUUCUCUAAAGGCCGUUCUGUGGAUGCGACUCAAGAGUUCAUAUCGUUAGGACUGUCCAACGUGAUGUCCUCUUUCGUGCAGUCGAUGCCAAUCACUGGGUCUUUCACUAGAACAGCCGUGAAUCACGCGUCAGGAGCAAAAACAACCGUCAGCGGAAUUGUCACUGGGAUCAUGGUUCUGCUUGCGUUGGCAUUUCUGACUUCAGGAUUCGCCUACAUCCCCAAAGCGACCCUUGCUGGUGUGAUCAUAGUCGCCAUGUUCUAUUUGUGCGAAUUUGAGGCCUUUCCAUUACUUUGGAGGACAAAAAAGACUGACCUGAUCCCCUUGAUUAUCACAAUCAGCAGCUCUCUGUUCCUUAGUCUCGAAUAUGGCAUUUUUAUCGGCAUUGCAACCAACAUGAUAUUCGUCCUGUAUGCUACCGCCCGGCCAAAGUUACAGAUAGAAGAGAUCUCCACCGCUCACGGGGAUGGUUUCGUGGUCACCUCCAAAACAGGAUUACACUAUGCGGCGGCUGAACACAUCAGAGAGAAAAUUUUGGAGACGUGUUGUGGAGAAGACGUAGCAGUUGUUUUGAAUGGAGAAUACGUGGGGAAUAUUGACGCUACAGUGGCAAAGAGUUUCCACUCUUUGAAGGAUGAACUGGAAGGAAGGAAUCAGAAACUGAUUUUCUUCAAUUUCAAGAAAUCCGUGAGAGAGUCUAUCCUUGGCAUCGAUGCGAAACUGAGUGAGAAUUUUAGAGGAGGACUUUUAGAAGACGUUUUUGAGGGUAGCAUCACUAGAGUGUGAGAUUAUUUAGAAGACUGUGAUACCUAUAUUUUUUUGUGAAUAUUAUAUUAGUAUUUAUUAUUUUUUUUUAUUAAAACGGUUGAAAUAUUGUUUGGCUUUGUAUAUAUGACAGAGAAUUGUUUAAUAAAAAUCGAAUAUACUCGUAAAUGAAGUUGAUUGAUUGUACGGCUUACUUGAUUUUGCCUGAAAUACGAAAAAAAUAUAGAGAAUUUUCAUAGAAGAAACUACAGUUUUUCUUAUCUGAAAAUUGUUCUUUCUGAUUUCAUUUGCAUAGUCUUUAAAUCUGUGUAAAUCUUAAGUAUCAUGUUAAGAGCACCAGCCUGACGCAAGACCGGUCUAACCGUUGCAAGCGGGACACAUACUUAGACUACGGUUCAGGAAAAGGACUACGGCAGAUUGGCGUGAGGGUCUGAAUACAUAUACCUGCGAGCGACUCCACAAAAAGGACUCUUCAGCGAACACUCGCCCCGACAAUAUUUCUUUUCACUACACUUUGUUUUCAAUAAAAAUACUUUUAUUUUUACCGUU
Messenger RNA from Anoplophora glabripennis (Asian longhorned beetle), 2321 nucleotides. Its product is annotated as sodium-independent sulfate anion transporter-like. The transcript is spliced from 10 exons. Gene Ontology annotation, biological process: transmembrane transport. Lineage: Eukaryota; Metazoa; Arthropoda; Insecta; Coleoptera; Cerambycidae. Gene Ontology annotation, cellular component: membrane. The coding region runs from base 33 to 1793 and encodes 586 amino acids. Gene Ontology annotation, molecular function: sulfate transmembrane transporter activity. The record is from RefSeq and is a predicted model, not a curated record.